GCGCGUCUCGCGAGACUUCCUGGGCUAGUUCUGGCGGAAACGGAAGGAGGCGUGUCCUUUCCCUCUACGAGCGAGACGGCAAGAUGAGCAAAGUCUCCCGUGACACGCUCUACGAAGCCGUGAAGGAAGUCCUUCAAGGGAGUCAGGCGAAGACACGCAAGUUCUUGGAGACUGUGGAGUUGCAGAUCAGUCUGAAAAACUAUGACCCACAAAAGGACAAGCGUUUUUCUGGCACUGUCAGGCUCAAGUCUGCUCCACGGCCUAAAUUCUCAAUCUGUGUAUUGGGGGACCAGCAGCACUGUGAUGAGGCCAAAGCUGUUGACAUCCCUCACAUGGACAUAGAGGCUCUGAAGAAACUUAAUAAGAACAAGAAGCUUGUAAAGAAACUAGCCAAGAAGUAUGAUGCUUUCUUGGCCUCCGAGUCCCUGAUCAAGCAGAUUCCUCGAAUCCUGGGGCCAGGACUGAACAAAGCUGGCAAGUUUCCUUCUCUCCUCACUCACAAUGAGAACAUGGUGGCAAAGAUUGAUGAGGUCAAAUCCACAAUAAAGUUUCAAAUGAAAAAGGUGCUCUGUCUGGCUGUGGCUGUUGGGCAUGUGAAGAUGACUGAGGAUGAGUUAGUCUACAACAUUCAUCUGGCCAUCAACUUCUUGGUCUCUUUGCUGAAGAAAAAUUGGCAGAAUGUGCGGGCCUUGUACAUCAAGAGUACCAUGGGGAAACCCCAGCGCCUUUACUGAUGAAAAUAUAAUUAUUUUUGACUACCUUAACAUGUGUGGAUUUUGGCUUUAUAAAAGUCCUAGUACCUAGAA
This is a messenger RNA of Podarcis muralis (Common wall lizard), 806 nucleotides long. It is a transcript of the gene RPL10A, whose product is annotated as ribosomal protein L10a. Gene Ontology annotation, molecular function: RNA binding; structural constituent of ribosome. Gene Ontology annotation, cellular component: large ribosomal subunit. Gene Ontology annotation, biological process: translation. Lineage: Eukaryota; Metazoa; Chordata; Lepidosauria; Squamata; Lacertidae. The record is from RefSeq and is a predicted model, not a curated record.